AAAACAACAAUUUAGAGACAACAAACAACUGCUGUCACAAAUGACAAUCAACCACAACAACAACAAACAACUGUUUCACUUUCACAUACACUCUCACUCUUGCUUUACCCAAACCGCUCCACCUGCUUCAUAGCUAGCAUCACAUUCAUUCUCAGAUUUGCUCUACUUGCUAAAAUUGCAGAUGAAGGUGAGUUUAUCUUGAAAUACAAGUAACUAAGAAUCAUGGCACUAGGGAAGAGUUCCCGAGGCGAUGGGAGGAACUCGUCAAACUACUGUUCGACAGUUCCGGUUGCUGUUUUUGUUGCAUUUUGUUUAGUUGGUUUAUGGAUUGCAAUGUCGUCCAUUGCUCCAGAUCAGGAUCCAGUCAUGGAGGUAUCCGAGACGAUUAAUGAGGUAAAGAAUAUAGCCAAUCAAACUGGUUCUACGAAAUUCGAAGACAGUUUAGGUGAUAUAUCAGUGGAAUCGGCAACAAGAGAGAGCCAAACCUCAAAAUCUCAGAGUGAAAGCCAUUCUGAAUCUGUAGAAACAGAAACAACGAAUGGUCAAAUUGAUGAUAAUCAACUCAAAGGAUCGGCGGAAGCUUUAGAUGGAAGUAAAUCUGACAAGAGCUUAGAUGAUAGCAAGUUAGUGACAGAAAAUAGUCUCGGUGAGAUCACGCAACAAGAUGAGAUUGUCGGCGAGUCUAAGGAGGAGAAGAUCAAUGAAACACAGUCAAUGAGAAAUCAAAGUACCGGAGAUAGUAACGUUGAAAGUUUAGUUGAAGCUAGAACCGAAAAUGGAACUUGGUCAACUCAAGCUGCAGAGUCUAACGAGGAGAAGGUCAAUGAAAAUCAGCAGUCAAUGACAAACCAAAGUACUGGAGAUAGUAAAGUAGAAACUUUAGUUGAAGCUAGAACCGAAAAUGGAACUCUGUCAACUCAAGCUGCAGAGUCUAAGCGUGACAAGGAACCAGAAAAGUUUUCGAUAUCUAUUGAUAGCAGCAAAUAUGACUGGAAACUUUGUAAUACAACAUCAGGAUCUGAAUACAUCCCUUGUCUUGACAAUUGGAAAGCAAUUAAAAAACUUCGAAGCAUAAGUCACUAUGAACAUCGAGAGAGACACUGUCCCGAUGAAGUUUCUACUUGUCUAGUUUCUCUUCCGGAGGGCUACAGAAGCCCGAUUAGGUGGCCCAAAAGCAGGGAAAUGAUAUGGUACAACAAUGCCCCUCACACAAAGCUUGUAGAAUCUAAGGGUCAUCAAAACUGGAUCAAAGUUUCUGGUGAAUACCUUUCAUUUCCUGGCGGGGGAACUCAAUUUAAGUAUGGCGCUCUUCAUUACAUUGAAUUCAUUCAAAAUUCUCUUCCUAAUAUUGCAUGGGGGAAGAGAAGUCGUGUGAUAUUGGACGUUGGGUGUGGGGUAGCGAGCUUCGGUGGCUAUCUGUUUGAAAAAGAUGUUCUGACCAUGUCAUUUGCUCCUAAAGAUGUCCACGAGGCACAAGUUCAAUUUGCAUUGGAACGUGGAAUUCCUGCAACGUUAGGCGUCAUGGGAACUAAAAGAUUACCAUUCCCUGGUUCUGUCUUUGAUCUUCUCCACUGUGCUCGUUGUAGAGUCCCUUGGCACAUAGAAGGUGGCAAGCUACUCUUAGAGCUGAAUCGUGUCUUGCGACCUGGUGGUUACUUUGUAUGGUCCGCUACUCCAAUUUAUCAAAAGGAUCCAGAAAAUGCUGGGAUUUGGAAAGACAUGCGUGCAAUCACGAAGUCAAUGUGCUGGGAUCUGGUGGUUAUUGCUAAAGACAAAUUGAACGGAGUGGCAGCGGCAAUAUAUAGAAAACCAACCGACAACGAAUGCUACGAGAAUCGACCAAAAAAUGAGCCACCAAUGUGUAGUGAAUCUGAUGAUCCAAAUGCAGCUUGGAAUGUAUCAUUACAGGCUUGCAUGCACAAAGUGCCAGUAGGUGCAUCAGAGCGCGGAACAAUCUGGCCGGAACAAUGGCCGCUGAGGUUAGAGAAACCACCUUACUGGUUAAACACUCAGACCGGUGUUUAUGGAAGAUCUGCUCCAGUGGAAUUCACCGCCGAUUACAAACAUUGGAAGAACGUCAUUUCACAUUCAUAUUUGAACGGAAUGGGCAUCAAUUGGUCUUCAGUAAGAAAUGUCAUGGACAUGAAAGCUGUUUAUGGAGGAUUUGCCGCGGCACUCAGAGCGCUGAAAUUGAACGUAUGGGUAAUGAAUGUAGUUCCGGUUGAUUCUCCAGACACAUUGCCUAUAAUAUACGAGCGUGGAUUAAUCGGUAUUUACCACGAUUGGUGCGAGUCAUUUAGCACCUAUCCUCGAUCUUACGAUCUUCUCAAUGCCGAUUCUUUAUUCUCAACACUUAAAGAAAGGUGCAACAUAGUGGCGGCGAUUGCAGAAGUUGAUAGAAUGUUGAGACCAGAAGGAUAUUUGAUAAUAAGAGACAAUGAAGAAACAAUUGGGGAGAUAGAGAACAUGGCAAAAUCUCUACAUUAUGAUAUUCGUUUUAGUUAUGCUAAAAAUGGAGAGGGUUUACUUUGUCUACAGAAGACAUUUUGGAGACCAACAAAGGUUGAAACUCUAGUGUCAGCCAUUGCUUAAUUUAUGAUGCUUCACCUUCACUUUCCACUCAUUGUUUUGACAGAAGGGUUAUUUUCUUAUUCUUUACUUCUAUCCUUGCAUUACUUAUUUAAGAAUGUCUCUUGUACAACAACUCUGUAAUAUAAUAUUUAUUUAUUAUUAUAAUGUAUAUAUCUGUGUUUUAUUUUUCA
Messenger RNA from Vicia villosa (hairy vetch), 2762 nucleotides. Its product is annotated as probable methyltransferase PMT24. Gene Ontology annotation, cellular component: endosome; cytoplasm; trans-Golgi network. Lineage: Eukaryota; Viridiplantae; Streptophyta; Magnoliopsida; Fabales; Fabaceae. The record is from RefSeq and is a predicted model, not a curated record. The coding region runs from base 223 to 2592 and encodes 789 amino acids. Gene Ontology annotation, molecular function: methyltransferase activity. The transcript has 9 exons.